UCAGCUGGUUACAGUAGACUCGCAGUCCCGUGCCGGGUGGUGCUCGACAAGCAAGUAUCCUACCUGAGAUUAUAUUACUUUGUAACGUUCAUUUAUAUCACAGACUGAGCACUUUGUCGCUUCUGAGUGUAAUGAGUGUUUUCCAUUGAAAACCGGACAGAGCUGUACAGUACUUGUGAUGCCGCGGAGAUCAUCACAGCGAUGACGCUUGUGUAACUGAUAGUAUAGUAACGUUUGGUUAGCUAACUCACACCUUUAGUUAACGAAUUAAUAUAACAUAUUUCGCUAACUUCGCGUUUGAUUCCACGGGGUGACGUUAAGCACAAAAGAAUGCGAAAGGCGUUUCUGAGACAUGUUCGUCGGUUCCCGUGGGUCACCAACGUUACACUGUACGGCUGUCUGUUCGCCGGGGGGGACUUCGUCCACCAGUGGUUCUCGCGGAGGGACAAAAUGGACUGGAGCCACACGAGGAACGUCGCCGUGGUCGCGUUCAGUUUCCAUGGCAACUUCAAUUUCUUCUGGAUGCGGUUCCUGGAGCGGAGGUUUCCCGGGAACUCCGCCGGGAUGGUGAUGAGGAAACUGUUCCUGGACCAGACCACAGCGGCGCCUCUGGCUACCAGCGUCUUCUACACAGGUGUCAGCUUCUUAGAGGGCAAAGAGGACAUCAUGGAGGACUGGAGAGAAAAAUUCCUGAAUACAUAUAAGACAGGGCUAAUGUUCUGGCCAUUCAUGCAGUUUCUGAACUUUGCCUUGGUGCCUCUGUAUGUGAGGACCACUUUCACCGGCUGCUGUGCCUUCGUCUGGGCCACCUUCCUGUGCUUCUCACGACAGAGCGGUGACGGCACAGCUGCUGCUGCUCUAGCAUGGAUGUUCCCCCCCAAAGAGGAUGACGCAGAAUCCACAAAGGAGAAAGUAGACACUGAAGACAAGAUAGUGGCUCCCAAAGAUGCACCAGUAGCAUCUAAAUCUAGUCAGAAGUGAAACAUGCAGGACCUGUCCUUGAUAUGGAAAGAGACAAAACAUGAGCAGGAAAACACUGGUCUGAACAGGAUACAACUGGUCCAGUGGACAGCUGUCCUGUGUUUGGUUGAUGUUGCACUAUGGCAGGGUUUGAGAUCAAAGUCUCACCAGGGUCAAACUAAAAAUGUGACAUGACACUGUCAAGUUGGUACGGGAACCAGCUUCCAGCAAAUGGAAUGUAUGUAUUUACAGUAUAUUUUUCAAUAUUCACACAGCAUAUCAGCUCAAUGGGAAAAUACUGUUCAGUUCUACCCUUCCAUCUCUGUGCUGUUUAUCAUCAGGUUUUAAUUGUUGUUUUUAUAAAUGCAGUCUUGUCUUCUCACAAGAGUGCCCUUAUUCAAUUGGACCAUAGUAAAUAAUAUUGAAAAGAUUUAUGAAUUCUUCUAUAUCUGAAGCUGUGAUGAUGGAAUUGUGUAAGGUUGAUGUUUCAGAUUCCUCUGCUUUUCACCUGGGAAAGAAUUAUUUCCACAAUGUGGAGUGGCAGCUAACAUAUUAGCAUAGACCAUUAUUUAGGCAAAUUCAUAACCAUAUAAAUAUCACUCUCUCUUCAUUAGCACAAGUGCUUAGACUGUUAUCUACGACUGUAACAAGGACUGUCUGCUCUGGUUCCAGUUUACACUCUGGUACAAGAAGUGCCAAAUACAGAUGCACACUGCACAGGUACCAAUAAUCAGUUAUAAUCUAAGGUACAUCUGUUCAUUAAUAAUGUACAGAUAGGUGAUUUAUACAUAAGCACCAUAAUGCUCUGAGCAAAGAGGAGGGACAAAAUAAAAUAAAAAAAUCUUUACUUAAACAUAUCUCAAAGUACAUGUUAGAUUUCAACAUUUUGAACCAUUGUCCCUUUACGUAUAAAUAUACUGUGGUAAUGAUAUACUACUGAAGAUUAGAGUUUGUCUGACUGAUGAAAUUUGUCUCAGACAUCCAUUUACUUGAAUGAAAUGCUGCCUGCUUGACGUCGUGCUUUAUGUUAAUGUGAUACUGUGGAGUGCUCUCUGUUUCAACACAGUUUGCUUUUCUACAUCUUUGUGAAAAUGUCACUUCAUAUGUUUUACUUGCCAGCAGUGACUCUUGAAAUGUAACAUCAGAUGUCUCCAUGGUGCAGUUUUCUAUAGAGGUCAGUUUUAUAAAUAGCAUGCAGCUUAGAACAAGAGCUGACUGUUCUUCAUAUACACUGAAUUUCAAAAGGUUCAGGGGUACGCUGCUCUCUUCUGUCUCAGGCAGAUAAUUAACAAAAACAUUCAAACUUUUUCACUUGUGUUCCUGUGUAUCACCCAAAGUCCUGAUGUGUCUAUUUUUGGUUUUCUGAUGUUGUCUAGAACCUAGUUUGUAGUUAUGAAUUUUGAAGUAGAGACAUGUGCAAUUAGAUAAUUUGAUGCGUCUCACAGAGCUGAAUUUAUACUGUAUUAAUAAUACUAUAGUGUUUGAAUUUGGGCACUGAAAAACAAUGUAGUCACCACUGCUGUUUGAUCCCUUUUUACCAGACUCUUAAAUUGUAACUUUUAGUACAAUAACUCGGUGUUAGUGUAGUAUAAGAGAAUUUGUUUCUCAUUAAUCAAUUUCUGAUUAUUUGUAUGCUGACGUGCUACACUGGAACUGAAAGGUCAAAUCAGUGAAUAUCAUAUCAGCAGCUGUAGACAGAGUAAUAUAACUACAUGUAACUCAACAGAGAAUUAUCAUGCUCUCAUAGUACAACUUGAAAUUUCUUAUUCUGUUAUUAUUUAAUUAUUCUUUGACAGGUUUUGAUAUCACAAAGAACAGUUGACAGUGGGAUUAGAGUUGUUGGCUAUAAUGUAUUAAAAACAUGAUUUGACCACAUUUUGCACUAUAGCAACACUAACUGUAAAUACUAAACUGAGAUGAAUACUAUUUAUUGUUGAAUAAAUUUAAAACACCCCCUUGA
Lates calcarifer (barramundi perch) is the source of this 2920-nucleotide messenger RNA. RefSeq names its product mpv17-like protein. The transcript has 4 exons. Bases 331 to 981 code for a protein of 216 amino acids. Gene Ontology annotation, cellular component: cytoplasm; membrane. NCBI's taxonomy places the organism in Eukaryota, Metazoa, Chordata, Actinopteri, Centropomidae. The record is from RefSeq and is a predicted model, not a curated record.